Messenger RNA from Amoebophrya sp. A25, 1690 nucleotides. NCBI's taxonomy places the organism in Eukaryota, Dinophyceae, Syndiniales, Amoebophryaceae. The record is from the annotation of a GenBank genome assembly.
CCAGCAUAAGUAGUAUCGUCCAAAAACUACAAGUAGAACACUCAAUCAAAAUGGGUAUCAAACAGUUGCACAAGCUAUUGCGUCCUAUGGCGCAGACGCGGUACCAAAUCGACCGUUCCUGGUCCGGUAAGCGAGUGGGAGUCGAUGCAAUGUGCUGGAUGCAUCGAGGGGCCGUCGCUUGUGCCUACGAACUACUACUUGGAAAGGAGACGGAUAAGUUCGUCCGCUUCUUCAUGGACAUGGUGUUCAUGCUGCUGUGGAAUGGGGUACUACCACGAUACUAUUAGUUGUUAGAUAGUAUCUCUAUGUUGACAUGGUCUGUGAGACGCGGUGGAAUAACGUACAAUUUUCUGGAAGUUUUUGCUUCUCGGUAAGCUUGCAUAGUUUUGUGUCGGGCAUUUUCUCGAGGAAUAGACGAGAUCUAUAGUUCCCUCUUAAGUACCUUCAUACUUUCCUCGAUUUGUCCGUUGGUCCGCCACUGUCCACCAAAUAGUGAGGCUCGCAGAUGAAAUUCUACCACACAGAUCAUCCCCAUCAUUAUCUUCGAUGGGCAAGAUCUUCCAGCAAAGCAAGAAGAGGCGUCAAAGCGUCGGCAAGAACGAGAGGAAGCUAGAGAUAAAGUACUAGACGCCUCAAGGAAACUAGGAGACGGCAGAGCAGCUCUCGACAUCAAUGUCCAAAAAAAUGCCACUAAAGCGAUCAAAAUUUCCGUGGAGAUGAUCGAGCGGAUUUUAGCGGCAUUGAGAUAUGAUUUAAAUCAUGCAAGUAGUUCUUGUGAGAUGAAAAAAGAGAUUUAAUGUUUGAUAUUUUGAAUAAUGAAGAUUAGCCCUACCUUUGCAAUACUGGGGGAACCAGUACUGACUGUUGUAAACCGAUGACCACAAGGUAAAAUCAGCCUUCUCUCCAUAGCAGUAUGAUCUUCAACAUCCCUCAGCAACCUCCCACUCAAGAAGUAGAUACAAAAACUUUUCACGACCCUUUUCAUCCUCCAGAGUUAAACAUCGAGUUUAUGGUUGCACCAUAUGAAUCCGAUGCGCAGUUGGCUUACUUAUGUCGUAUUGGCUAUCUCCAUGCCGUUAUAUCCGAGGAUAGUGACCUUUUCGUCUACGGCUGUCCACGGGUGCUCUGUAAGGUGGACAAGCACGGAGAGGGAGAGCUUUUCGAAUUGGAGAGCAUUGUCGGUGUCGGCAACAAACGCGAAGUGCCGGAAUUGAUUCAGAAGAGUGUAGACACUGUACUCGAUGCAGGGAGUGCAGUUUCUGCGGAAUAUAGUUCGCUUCAAGAGGAAGGGAUUGUCGAAGGCGUACUCGACGGAACGUGGACGAAACCUAGUGGGGAGAUUGUUUUAGCAGAAGAAAACGAGGGGAUGUCUGGAGACGCAGAUGCUGCUCUUGGGGAUGUGGAAGAUGCUGCAGGUGAUGUUAAGAGGUUGUCUAGGUUUUAUGUGGAAGAUGCUGCAGGUGAUGUUAAGAGGUUGUCUAGGUUUUAUGUGGAAGAUGCUGCAGCUGAUGUUAAGAGGUUGUCUAGGUUAUAUUUUCUGUCAUCCUUACUCAUGUUCUAAGCAGAAUCAGAGACGUUAUUCUUAAAGCAACGUCAACAAUAUUUAAUAUACAUUUCCAUAUCAUCCAUGUAUUCUUGAAUGGUGGACCCUAUAAUGCAAAGCCUACUCUAAUCUAGAGGCCGAAGAUGA